Messenger RNA from Dendronephthya gigantea, 2477 nucleotides. RefSeq lists its product as uncharacterized. The coding region runs from base 37 to 2022 and encodes 661 amino acids. The transcript is spliced from 12 exons. Lineage: Eukaryota; Metazoa; Cnidaria; Anthozoa; Malacalcyonacea; Nephtheidae. The record is from RefSeq and is a predicted model, not a curated record.
GUGGAAAGAAGGUUAAACUUUUGCUGAAGAAGAAUUAUGUUUUCUAAAAUAGUGUGGAAAAUCCUGAUUUUUUCAGUGUCUUUUUAUUUUACAAAUUUCGGCUUUUCUCAGGGCAAGAAGGAUUUUAAGAAAUGCAAUCCAGGCAAACGAUUCAGUUACAAAAACGAAGCAGGACAAGUAAAGAUAUUGAUUUGCGCCGGAUUAAAAAACGGCGUCCCUGAAUGGCAAUACACUGAUGGUUCUUCAACACUGGGUGAGAAGUUCAACCCAGCCAGAGAUUGUCCAGAUAUUGUUGAUCAUUUGCCGGACGCAGAAGAUGGAUUUUAUUGGGUUUCGUUUGGCACUAAAUCAAAACAUAAGGUUUGGUGUGAUGUACAUACAGAUGAAGGAGGGUUUAUGUUGGUUGGAAUGAAGAACAGUCCUGUAUCUUGGACAGUACCAUCCAACUCUAUCCCUGUUGACCCUAAAGGACCCCCACAUUGGUCAAGCAAACUUGGAGAUAUUCAAAUACUGGAUUUUGGAGUCCAGUUUUCCUCAGACAAUUCUUUUGAAAGAACCAAAGCACACUGGUUUUAUCGUUUAAACCAAAAGCGUCAACUUGGAAAUAUUUUCUCAAAUGACGUAUCAAUUGGUUGUUCAAUAAAUAAUCCUGGAAUUGGGGGUAUCAAAUACAUCAAGGAUGUCCAAAGCGACUCCAUCACCACAACGAAUUUUAGAUGUUCCAUAUUUGGACCUCACACUCACAGUAGUUUGGGAUGGGCAAGAAUGAAUUAUUGUCUUCGUAAUACUUGCAAGAAAGGAUAUGGUGUAAUUCCUGGUCCUUUUUCAUUUCAAUAUACUCAAUAUGGAUCCUUUAGUUACAGCGCCGUAUCGGCUUUGACUGGUCUGGGACGUAAUUCCACAGCCUUCCUUGGAUGCGAUAACGGGAAAUGUUGCGGAUGUUUUGGUCCUAAAGGUGGAAGACAAGACUACUGUGGUCCUGGAUGUACUUCAAUCAAUGGUGGAACCGUAAUACAGAAUGUUUUUGUUUGGUUUUGGGUGAGAAACAGAAUGCCAGAAAGACUUUGGAAAAGGUGCAUGGAGUUCACCAUGAAGAAUUCAGCAGGCGUAUCUGAGAAAUAUUUUAUUGAUCCAAGAACUGGUACUGCACAUAAGGGUUCCUGUUCAGAGCAAUUUAAGACAUUUCUCAACGAGGGUACAUUGACUGUAGCUGACAAAAAAGGGUUUAAAAAGAUCCCAAACGUUCCUGGUCUUCUCUCAUAUCGUGAAGAUAAUCAACAACUUUAUGUUAAUAAUGGAUCAAAGUGGCAACCAUUAGAUAAUGAAGGAGAGGUUCGACAAUUACAGCAAGAAGUUAAAAGUCUAGAAACACAACUCAAAACUCAAGGGAACUUGAUAAAGAAGCUAGAAAAAGGUUUACAAAUUUAUCCUUCUUGUUCAAUAUUACGACAAACGAGGCCUACAGCCGAUAGUGGAACGUAUUUGGUGAGUCCCAUUCCAGGACUUUUAGUUUCAGUAUUUUGUGACAUGACUUCAAAGAAUGGUGUUGGUGUGACAGAGAUUGGACAUGACAGUGAAUCAAGGACACUUGUAAAAGGGUAUAAUUCUCCAGGCUCUUACCACAAAAACAUUAGAUAUGACAUUUCCAUGGAGCAGAUUGUCGCUAUAAUGAAGCAAUCCAAGAAUUGUGAGCAGUUUAUAAAAUAUGAAUGCUAUCAUAGCUUUAUCUGGCACAGCACCAAAAGGAUAUAUUAUAGUUGGUGGGUAUCUCGUCAAGGUUCAAAGAUGAAUUACUGGGGUGGAGCGGCAGUCGACAGUGGAAAAUGUGCCUGUGGAAUGACCAACAGCUGUGCAGGUGGAAAAAAAUGUAAUUGUGACAAGAAUGACAAGGCAUGGCGUGAAGACAGUGGAUACCUGACAGACAAGAACACACUUCCUGUUACUGAACUGAGAUUUGGAGAUACUGGCGGUAGUGCUGAGUCUGGUUAUCAUACACUGGGAAAAUUACGUUGCUGGGGGUAACAUAAAACCUGGUGUGAUUAAUAUGAUCUUUUUGAUCAAAGUUUUUAGAAAUUUCGUUAUAUAGGCAAUCGAAACUUUGAUCUCGUAAUUUCAUCAAUGUGAUUUAUAAACCAUAGUGUCAAUGCCAUCGUCAACAAUAAACAUAUUGCGUACUUUAUGCCAUUGUAAGACCAGGCAGACAUAGAAACAGCGACCUGGUUUCUUAAUGUACUAGUACUACUGUUAUUCAUCACGGACAAGGUUAGACGGAACAAGCUCUGAAUAAUGUUUUUGAGGUGCUAGACCUCUGGCGAAAUGGAGGUCUGAUGUUAUAGACUCAAUAUUAGACGUAAAUGGAAAGGUCUCAAACGAGGAAUUCGCUCAAUUCAGGUCGUUAACAUUAGUUUAUGCUUAUAAAAAGUUUAAUUUUUGAAAGUCAAAUACAGUUUUUAAUUUGAACUUGGCCUGGUUGUAUU